AAUGCCGCUGUUUGACUCAAUACAACUAAAAGAAUCCACAGAAGUUGUAGAAAAAGUAAAAAGGGGCCAUGCUCAAUUAUUUGUUACUUAUUCUAAAUCAAAGAAGAAUGAACCAGAUUCCAAGUUGCCGAAUAUUUCAACAAUCUUUCAAGCAGCUUACAGAGAAAGGAAGUUAAUAGAAGAAAGAGAGUUUGAAAAACUUAUAAUUAGUCAAAUGAAGGAACGUUUAAAAGUGAAUGAGGUCGCGAAGAAAGACAUUCAGGCGAAAAAAGACGACCAGGAACCAAUAAGGAAUAAUAAAAAGAAAAAAGUCAUUGAUAUGAAUAUAUUUAUGUCACGAUUAAUAAAGCUAAAAGAAGCCGAAGAGGCUGAAAAAAGAGCUAAAGCUGAAGAGAAUUUACAGAAUUCUAAUCCUUCCACUCGUCUUCUCUCCAGUAAAUAUGAAGAAUUUCAAUCCGUGCAAGGAAAAUCCACUCAAAUAUCUUCACAGACCCAUGCUACUGAAGCUCUGAAAAAGCAUCCAUCAAUGGAGACUAUGAUGUAUAAGGAUCCUAGACUAUCUAAAAUUAUGGAUGCAAUAGACAAAGAAAAGGAUGAAUGGUAUUACUAUAUUCAUCAAAAGAUGUUAAGAAUUAACCAAAAAGGAAAUAUACCGAACGAAGCUUAUGAGAAAUUAUACAGAAUUCUUCAAUGCUGCUCAUUUACAACUGAAACUAUUCCGUUUGAAUUGGUACAUGCUUUAAGAAUGGAGGUUUCCUCACUUUUAGAUGACCUGUUAGAGCAAAACUUUCCCUGA
Dimorphilus gyrociliatus is the source of this 796-nucleotide messenger RNA. Lineage: Eukaryota; Metazoa; Annelida; Polychaeta; Dinophilidae. The record is from the annotation of a GenBank genome assembly.